Molecule: messenger RNA, 1474 nt
Organism: Alosa sapidissima (American shad)
Lineage: Eukaryota; Metazoa; Chordata; Actinopteri; Clupeiformes; Clupeidae
Product: mitochondrial carrier homolog 1-like
Exons: 12
Coding region: 160-1128 (322 amino acids)
Biological process (GO): positive regulation of apoptotic process
Cellular component (GO): membrane; mitochondrion
Source: RefSeq, a predicted model, not a curated record
AGACUUUUAGUUUGACACUAUGCUACAGCUCAAAGUAGCAUCGGCUGCUAAUGCGCUGCGCUCUGAGUGUGGGCGUUUGUUUAUCACUAUUUGAGCUCACUACAUUCAGUUGUGUUUCACUUACAGUAGACCAUAUCAUAGGUUUGGCCGCUGGAGGUCAUGGCUACUCCCGAGAACUUCGGUGAGGUGCGAGACCGGCCGGAGCCUUCCUUCCCCCGGGAUGGCAGCCCGAGCUCCGUGGACACAGACACGGCUGUCAUCUUGCUCGGAGCCGGAGUCACAGCACUCACACAUCCGCUGCUCUAUGUCAAACUCCUCAUACAGGUGGGACAUGAGCCUCUGCCCCCUACAGUGGGUACCACCAUGUUUGGAAGGAAGGUGUUGUACCUGCCUGGCUUCUUCUCUUAUGCACAGCACAUUGUGCGCAUCGAUGGGAAGAGUGGGCUUUUCAGGGGUCUUUCCCCCCGGAUUGUGUCCAGUGCCAUAUCCACUGUGGUGCGCAGCAGGGUCAAACAGGCUAUCCCAGCCAAGGAGGCAGAGAGCAUGCCCACCAGAGAUGACCUAAAGACAUCACUAAGGAAAGUGAUGAGAGAGACCUCCCAGGAGAUGAUAGUGCAGUGCCUGUCCAGGAUAGCAACUCACCCCUUCCACGUGAUCUCUGUGCGCUGCAUGGCCCAGUUUGUGGGGCGGGAGGUCAAAUACAGGGGUCUGUUCAGCAGUAUCAUGAAGAUCUUCCAGGAGGAGGGUCUCAGCGGCUUCUUUGUAGGUCUGGUGCCCCAUGUUCUAGGAGAGGUCAUGUUCCUGUGGUGCUGUAACCUGCUGGCUCACUUCAUCAAUACCUAUGCAGUGGACGACAGCUUCAGCCAGGCCCCUGCUGUCAGGAGCUACACCAAGUUUGUGAUGGGGAUCGCCGUGAGCGUGCUAACAUAUCCAUUCAUGUUGGUGGCUGAUCUGAUGGCGGUCAACAACUGCGGUCUGGCAGCUGGGUUGCCCCCCCACUCCCCACUCUUCAAGUCCUGGGUCCACUGCUUCAGUCACCUCAGCCAGCAGAGCCAGCUGUUCCGAGGUUCCAGCUUCUUCUUCCGCCGAGUGCCUGUGACCGCCCUGACCACCCUGCCUGUUGAUUAGCCACGCCCACAAACACUGGCCCCGCCCAGCUGAGACGGGCCCGUCCUGUGUCUGGAGAAGCCACACCCUCUCCCUGUGACAUCACCUGAACUCUGACUAAUAACCCAAGGUGCCCUUGACCUUGGCCAUUGACCUUUCAUUGACCUUCACCCUAAUCCUAGCACGUGCUGUGACCCCUUCUCUCAGGAAUAACCCCACAUCUACCGAGUGCCCCUUCUCCUCUCCUCCGUCUCCUCCUCACUCCUUCUCCUCUCCUCCUUCUCCUCCUCACUCCUUCUCCUCUCCUCCGUCUCCUCCGUCUCCUCCUCACUCCUUCUCCUCUCCUCCGUCUCCUCCGUCUCCUCCU